Messenger RNA from Mesorhabditis belari, 1983 nucleotides. The record is from the annotation of a GenBank genome assembly. NCBI's taxonomy places the organism in Eukaryota, Metazoa, Nematoda, Chromadorea, Rhabditida, Rhabditidae.
AUGAGCGAAAAUGUUGAAAACUCGGACGCAAGCAACAGCGCUGCGAAUGGAAAAUAUGUGCCUCCAUGGAAACGAACUGAUAUUCAAAAGGGUGAUGAGGGACAACGUGAACGUCGUGAAAGUGGAGACAACAGCGGUCGCCGCCACGGAGGGCACCAAGGAAGAGGAAUGCACAAGGGCUCGCAUUUCCAUCAACAUGGCAAUCGUGGUGAUGAGGGAACUUACUCGGCUCGCAGUGGUGGACACGGAUCUGGAACCGAUGAGCAUCGACGUGAUGGUGGAUUUGGUGGAGGUCGUCCACGUGGCGGAGGCUAUGGAGGUGGCCGCGGACGUGGAGACUACUCCAACAGCGCUGACGGCGGCACCUAUCGCAAUCAUCAUCAUGAUGAACAAAAUUGGGGACGACAAAAUAGUGGUGGCUAUCAACACGUAGAACAUGAAAAUCGUGGUGGACAAGUCAGAACUCCACUAAACAACCGUUGGAAAAACACUGACGAUGAACCUCAAGCUGACGUAUGGAGCCAGCAGCUUCCAAGAGAUGAAAGCUCGGAACAGGAGCUCUUCUCAGGAAUGAACUCGGGGAUUAAUUUCAACAGUUAUGAUGAAAUUCCCGUCGAAGCAACUGGUGAAAAUGUGCCACAACCUGCGACUUUGUUCUCUGAGUUGAAGUUGCACCAAUGGGUGAAUGAAAACAUCAAAUUGUCGGGUUAUGAGCGUCCGACACCCGUGCAGAAGUACAGCAUUCCGGCAUUGAUGGAUAAUCGAGACCUGAUGUCUUGCGCGCAAACUGGAUCCGGAAAAACUGCCGCCUUUCUAGUUCCAUUGAUCAAUCACAUUCUUCAGAACGGACCUAAAGCAGUUUAUCGCGAAGCUCCUGGACGCAAUGGUCGGAAGAAACAAUUUCCCUGUGCUCUGGUCCUUUCGCCAACUCGUGAAUUGUCACUUCAAAUCUAUAAUGAGUGCAGAAAGUUUGGCUAUCGUACACCCAUAACUUCGGCAAUUCUCUACGGUGGUCGCGAAAAUUAUCAACAACAAAUCAGCAAACUUCGGCUUGGUUGCCACAUUCUUAUUGCCACUCCUGGGCGUCUUAUUGAUGUGAUGGAACAAGGAUAUAUUGGACUUACUGGUUGUCGCUAUUUGGUGAUCGAUGAAGCUGAUCGUAUGCUAGACAUGGGUUUUGAGCCUCAAAUUCGACAAAUUGUCGAACUCUCAAGCAUGCCAGAGAAGAAGUAUCGAGUGACUGCUAUGUUUUCUGCUACGUUCCCGAAGGAAAUUCAGAUUCUGGCUCAAGAUUUUUUGGUGCCCAAUUACGUAUUCUUGGCUGUCGGACGCGUGGGCUCAACGUCAGCGAACAUCAUACAGAAGGUCGUUUGGGUCGAGGAUAAGGAGAAACUCAGCUGUUUGAUGGACCUACUUGAUGCUGGAGGCGACGAGGCAUUGACGGUAGUGUUCGUGGAAACAAAGCGUGGUGCUUCGGAUCUCCAAAAUUAUCUGGACCGUAAGAACUAUGGUGCGGUGGCUAUUCAUGGAGAUUUGAAGCAAUUUGACCGAGAACAGAAUUUGGAGCGCUUCAGAUCAGGGAAAGUAAAUGUAAUGGUUGCAACGGCUGUAGCCGCCCGUGGUCUUGACAUCCCAAGUGUGAAACACUGCAUUUUGGGUAUUGGACGUACUGGACGUGCUGGCAAUAUUGGAUUGGCGACCACUUUCUUCAACGACAAGAACACGCGGCUCGCUAACGAGCUUAUCAAGCUGAUGAUUGAAGCUAAUCAAGAGAUUCCAGAGUUCCUUUCGACGGUUUCGAACGAUGCUAGUCGCUAUGGACAAGCAAAUUCGCGUGGACGUGGAAGCCAAGGUGGAUCACGCAAUAUGCCUCAUCGCGAUUAUCGGAUUCAAAAUUCUGGAAGCCACUAUGAGCCUUCACCAGCCGAGUCUUCAAGGAACGGCUUCCGCCCAAAACCCACCCAGAACAAAGAUUGGUGGGAU